AUGCACGCACAAUCUCGCGCUCGCAUCCUCAAGCAAGCCUGCACUGCUCUCGCGCUCCUGCUCGCCGUGACGAGCACGGUGGCCAGCGCCCGUCCGGCACGUCACGGUUCCCCGCCCCCGUCCCACAGCUCCGGCCAGACGAUCACGCUGUUCACCACCGGCGUCGCAUCGCCGAAAACCGCAGCUCCUUCCACGCGGCACCCCGUCUUCACGAAGCAGGGGCCAAUCGGCCACUCCGGCAGCUGGCUGCGCGCCUUGACGAGGCCGGACGCACUCCGGCCCGGCGCCGUGACCGUGGUCGACGAGCAGCUCCGCGGCAGGAAGGAGUUCGGGCUGCCUCUGGAUGGGAGGCUGCAGGGCGUCCUCGUCACCAGCUUGGCAGACAACAGCAGCCAUAUGGUGGCCGUGAAGGCCUCGUUUGCCGGCGACGGCGCGGGCGACAGCCUCAGGUUCUUCGGCGUCCGCCGCGAUGAUCAGGAGUCUCACAUCGCGGUCGUCGGAGGGACGGGGCGGUACAGUGACGCCACCGGCUUUGCUGUUGUCAGAGUUGCUGGUGUAACAGAAAUGGGUGGGAAUGUCAGCUCAAGCAGAGCGCUCAGUAUCAGUGUGCAUCUUAAGUAG
Molecule: messenger RNA, 621 nt
Organism: Sorghum bicolor (sorghum)
Lineage: Eukaryota; Viridiplantae; Streptophyta; Magnoliopsida; Poales; Poaceae
Product: dirigent protein 16
Exons: 1
Coding region: 1-621 (206 amino acids)
Source: RefSeq, a predicted model, not a curated record